Molecule: messenger RNA, 351 nt
Organism: Staurois parvus
Lineage: Eukaryota; Metazoa; Chordata; Amphibia; Anura; Ranidae
Source: the annotation of a GenBank genome assembly
AUGUCCCCCCUGCAGCAUCCCCAGCCAUCUCCUCCGGCCGAUGCCGGCAUCUCUCUUCUGGGUUCCAGUCCCUGUGAACGUCAGGACAUAUGGGACGUAUGGAGGAUAGAACCAGCGGGAAAUUCAAAAACUUUAAAUAAAAUCUGAUAGUAUUACAUUACUGUAUCAAACCAUUUCACAUACAUUUUGUUCCUAGUGCUUUGUCCUGUGCCCUGCCUGCAUUUUUACUGUUCUUUCUGCCUGAAAACUGAGAAACGUCCAUGCCAUCCAAAAAGUGUCCCUUUAGGUCAAAAGUGGUUUUAGACCAGCUAGAGAACAGUGAUAGUAAAUUAGAACCACUGGCAGAAUUGA